Molecule: messenger RNA, 2888 nt
Organism: Pimephales promelas (fathead minnow)
Lineage: Eukaryota; Metazoa; Chordata; Actinopteri; Cypriniformes; Leuciscidae
Gene: setd4
Product: SET domain containing 4
Biological process (GO): peptidyl-lysine monomethylation; peptidyl-lysine trimethylation
Molecular function (GO): protein binding; protein-lysine N-methyltransferase activity
Source: RefSeq, a predicted model, not a curated record
GUGUUUUUGAUCCAGAGCCAUGUGGAUGUGUGUUUUGUUUCUAACUGAGGUUUAGAAUGAGAUUACAUCCGAAGCAAGCUUCAUCUAGCGCUGUUAUGUGGGAACUUUAAGAUGAAUAAAUCUGGGAGAAGAGCGAGGAAAAAAAGGCGGAAAACACACGAGUCACAUGUCUCCAAAGUUACUCUGACUCACGAAGCACAGUUUGUUCUUUUGAGGAGAUGGCUGAAAGAAAGAGGAUUCACCUCACAGUCUCUCAUCCCUGUCAACUUUCACGACACUGGAAGAGGGCUUAUGACAACUCAGACUAUCAAGGCCAAAGACAUGGUGAUUUCCUUACCUGAGAAAUGCUUACUGACAUCCAGCACAGUUCUGAAGAGUUACAUGGGUGACUAUAUAAAAAGAUGGCAUCCUCCCAUAUCUCCUCUUCUGGCUCUGUGUUGUUUCCUCAUCGCUGAGAGACAUCGUGGAGAUGCAUCAGAGUGGAGUCCCUACAUUAAUAUCCUCCCGAAGACCUACACGUGCCCUGUGUACUUGUCUGAUGACAUCAUUGGCCUUUUGCCUAGGACUCUCCAGAAAAAAGCUACAGAGCAGAAAGAACAGUGUCGGGAACUCUGCUCCUCUUCCCUGAUGUUUUUUAACUCCCUCCAGCCACUCUUCAACCAGCCCACAGAGGAGUUGUUUACCCAGGAUGCAAUGCGGUGGGCUUGGUGUAGCGUUAACACGCGUACGGUGUACAUGGAGCAUGAUCGGAGCAACUAUCUCUCCAGGGAGAAAGAUGUCUAUGCACUUGCACCAUACCUUGACCUGCUGAACCACUGUCCUAAUGUCCAAGUUGAAGCUGGCUUUAACAAAGACACUUGCUGCUACGAGGUUAGAAGUGUCCAAGGCUGUAAGAAGUUCCAGCAAGCAUUCAUCAAUUACGGUCCUCAUGAUAAUCACAGACUGCUUCUGGAAUAUGGCUUUGUUGCUCCUGGAAACCCCCACAGCGUAGUAUAUGUUGAUUUAGGAACUCUAAAGUUGUGUCUAAAUGAAAGAGACAAACAGCUGACACAAAAACUGCUCUACCUGAAGGACAAUGCUUUUUUAAGAAACUUGACAUUUGGGAUGGAUGGCCCUUCCUGGCGACUGAUGACUGCACUGAGACUGCUGUCCUUGACACCUGAGCAAUAUAGUAGUUGGAAGAGUGUCCUCUUGGGGGCAGCAGUGAGCCGGGAUAGGGAAGAGUGGUGCAUUCAGUCUGCCCUAAAGCUUUGCAAUAACCUCACCGAUGGCAAUGUCAAAGCACUAGAAAGGCUAUCGCAGCUCAAACAGGGUGCAAACCUGUCUCGCAUUGAACAACUGUGUGUGGUGGAGAGCCUGAGACUAGAGGAGCAAAGGAUUCUGGAACACACACAAGUGGUUCUUCAAAACCUCCUGAGACAAUAGUCACUGUGGUAACAGUAGGGCAUUCCUCAUGCUGUCACUGCCAAGAUUUUAAACGCAAGCCAAGACUGAGUACAGAACCAACAGAUCUGGUUAACCAUUGUACCAAUCACCUCCAAUGCUACGGGAAAUAUGGAGUCCAAAAGAUAAGUUCACUCAAAAACUAGACGCUCAAACCUGUAUGUCUUCAUUUUUUUCUGAGGAACUCGAAAGGAAACGUUUUUAAGAAUGUUCAUGCCGCUCUUUUCCACCAUUGUAAUCAUCUUAAUCUUCACUGCAUGGAAAUGAUCUGCGUGAACAUUUUAGUAACAUCUAGGGAGUACAACUUUUUAGGGGAACUUUUUCCCGUGCGUCAAUUUUGAUAAUAAUGGUGGACAGGAAGACAAGGGGACGUUUAGGACAAUGAGAUCUUAACAAAUACCAAUCUUCUAUUGAAAGCAAAUGAGCUGCAUGCUGAGUUUUUGAUAGAAGACCACUGAUAAUCAAAUGCAUACCUCUGAACAAUGAUGCCGGAAUCUAGGUCAGUGUUAUCUGUCCUUUUCCACACAAAGCUGCCCAUAUUAAUGGGCAAGAGAAAUGGGAUCAGAUGGUGGCGUUAAUAAUCCAUUGGGAAUGCUUGAGAAGGGGAGAUUCGCAUCUAGGCCAAAGUUCCUAGCCAAAAUAUUUCACGAAAUACCAAUUUCAAAUGUUUUUUUUAUAUAUAUUUUGCUUUGUGAUCUAUUGUUUUGUAAAAAAAAGAGGAGCUUGAUUUCCAUUUAAUGAAUUUUAAUGUCUUUAUAAUUAAAAGUGCAACUGACAACAUGAGAUUAAUAACAAUGACUACAAUUUACAGAAUUAUGGAAAAACAAAUCAAAGCUUUACAACUAUUCUCUUCCUUGUUUGCUUUCUCUGCACCAUCUCCAUGGAGACCGUGGCUUCAUAUAAAGGCACAGGUUGCUCCAACAGCGGCCUGCGCAGAGACAACAGUCAAAUUCAACACCGUUCACAAUGACGAAGAUGAUUUCACACUUUACCUCUGCAUUACAGACACAGUCCACAUACAUUUAGUUUUAAGUUCAUAAUUUCUCCUUCUGUACAGACUCUCAUUCACACACUUGUUUAUUCCUCAUUCUCACCUGAAAGUGCCUGUGCUUAGUUUAUCCAUCACAUCUUUCAAGAUAUCUGAGAGAGCAGACUAAAGGCGAAUAACCCAGUUACAGACCGGAAACCAUGUGCCUUGUAUGUUGUUGAAAAGAUCGUUCCAGUAGCCUGAGGACACUGGGAGAAAACCCUUAGGUCUCAAAUAUAUCAAAUUGGCAUGGACAAGCCAUAUGGACACUGAGGAACCCAAUGACCUCAUUGCAACAUAUAGCGAUUUAAAAAAAAAAAUUCUGAAACAAUCUAGUCAGAUCUCUUGUCUUCAUUCCACUUGAGAGUAAAAUAUUAGUGGUUUGUCAAAAGAAUAAAGAUUGCCUAUUAAGAGUCUA